UGUUUGCACGUACCCGGUCAAUAAAACUCAGGCAGAGUGACAGUGACAGCUGCCUUGUAGCAUUCAGAGGGAAUCGAGCAGUUUAGCAGCGUCCUGGACAAGUAUAUCAUUACAGCUCAGGCUGCUCAGAGAGAAAACACCUAAACCCUGCGGGAGGAGCACAGCUCCUGCAGCCACCCAGGGACCUGUCUCGGACACCUGCAAGGCCUGAUCAAGACUCCUGUGGCAGCUUUCUCCAUGCUGGGACCUCCCCGACACAAGUUGGUUCUCACCCCGACACACGAUCUCUGCCUGCAACAGCCUGGCUUUUAGCAGCUGAGAGGACACAGUCCACGCCUGGGAGGUGGCAGAGGAGGGUGACUAGAAGGGAAGGUACGAUGGGGGCCAGGCAGUCAAGAGCCAGCUCCAAGGAUAAGGGCCCCAAGCGGGUGCUGUUCAUGGGAAGGAGACAGAAGUUUUCUCCAUGGGACGAUGCCCUGCUCUCGGGGAGGGACCCACGGUCUCUGCUGAAGCGUGGCAUGCACCAUGUCAGUUUCAGCCUGGUCACCAGAGGAAUGACAGACAUCCCUGACUUUCUCUGGGGCUUGUCUGAGGUCCAGAAACUCAAUCUGUCUCACAACCAGCUCCGAGUUCUCCCUCCCGAGGUGGGGAAACUGACCCGGAUCGUGGUCCUGAACCUGUGCGGGAACCGCCUGAAGAGCCUGCCCAGAGAGGUGAGCCUCCUGCAGAGCCUCAAGGUCCUGUUUGUCAACAUGAACUGCCUGACCGAGGUGCCGGCCGAGCUGAGCUUGUGCCGAAACCUGGAGGUCCUGAGCCUGUCGCACAACUGCCUGUCCCAGCUCCCUGCAGGCUUCGCUGACCUCUCCAGACUGAGGAAGCUGAACCUCAGCAACAACUCCUUUGCGCACAUCCCCAUGUGUGUGUUCUCACUGAAGGAGCUGAUCUUCUUGCACGUGGGCUCCAAUCGCCUGGAAAACAUCGCUGAGAGCAUCCAGCAUCUGGCCAGUCUGCAGAUCUUCAUUGCCGAGGGCAACAAUAUCCACUCUUUCCCGAGGUCGCUCUGCCUGGUCACCAGCCUGGAGCUGCUGAACCUCAACAGCAACGACAUCCAGACCCUCCCGAGCGAACUCCACCUGCUGUGUAGACUGGUGAGGAUCGCCUGGAAUCCCAUGGACAAAGGGCUCCAUAUUUCCCACAACCCUUUAUCCAAGCCUCUGCCAGAGCUGGUGGAGGGGGGCCUGGAGAUGCUCUUCAGCUACCUAAAGGACAAAAAACACACCUGACGUGGGUCCUGGAGGCCUGGAUGGGAGGCAGCUUACCUGAACUCUGCCAGCUGGGGUAGCUCUCUUAUCUCAAUUUCUACUGUCACCGUGUCUGCCAGUGCUUUUAAUUUUGCUAAAUCAUUGUUGAACAUCCACGUUAAGGAGGUGUUUACUUUUAGCUCUGUAUGUUCUUAAUAACUUCUGGAAUAUCAUGUUCAUCUCAUCCUAAACAUAAAUUGAAACAGGGGGUUGGUUUUCUCUAAAGAGAACUAAUAGUUCUGAUUCUUCUGAGGAGCAGUGAGAUUCAGCCCUUGGGAGAGUGGACACCUAACAGGUCUGAAUUCAGUGUAACUCAAAAGGCAAAUAUUUGCUAAGUACUGUGUGCCAAGGACAGUGUCAGGUGUUGAAACCUGGUUUCAGAUGGUUUCUACCAUUGAAUCAGCAACCUGUGGCCGGGUGGCAGUGGCAAGACAUGUUCCUCUGUCAGCCCCUAUGAAGUAUAACCUGGGACCAAAAGGCAAACCACAGUGGGCUCUGUCCCCAGUGACCAAAACAGGCAGAGCUCUCCCCUUGAGUUCUGGGGGGGACCAUCAUAGGAAGUUUUUCUUUCAUGCGGCUGUAGAGGAAUCAUCAAGCCUCUCAUGCUUAUGUCUGGUGGUGAGUAACGGGUAGCAUGAUGGCUUUCAGAUAAUAAAU
Molecule: messenger RNA, 1958 nt
Organism: Cebus imitator (Panamanian white-faced capuchin)
Lineage: Eukaryota; Metazoa; Chordata; Mammalia; Primates; Cebidae
Gene: LRRC30
Product: leucine rich repeat containing 30
Exons: 1
Coding region: 378-1283 (301 amino acids)
Molecular function (GO): protein binding
Source: RefSeq, a predicted model, not a curated record